Molecule: messenger RNA, 1908 nt
Organism: Spea bombifrons (plains spadefoot toad)
Lineage: Eukaryota; Metazoa; Chordata; Amphibia; Anura; Pelobatidae
Product: cytochrome P450 2C8-like
Exons: 9
Coding region: 16-1500 (494 amino acids)
Biological process (GO): xenobiotic metabolic process
Cellular component (GO): intracellular membrane-bounded organelle; cytoplasm
Molecular function (GO): oxidoreductase activity, acting on paired donors, with incorporation or reduction of molecular oxygen, reduced flavin or flavoprotein as one donor, and incorporation of one atom of oxygen; iron ion binding; heme binding
Source: RefSeq, a predicted model, not a curated record
AGUUUUAUCGUUACGAUGGCGCUGGGCCUGGUGGGGACGUUUCUCCUGGUCUCCUGUAUCACCGCCCUGCUUUACCUGAUUGCAUGGAGGGGCAAAAAGAAGCCAGGAAACCUGCCCCCAGGACCUACCCCACUGCCCCUGCUGGGGAAUAUUCUGCAGAUCAGCACCAAGGAAUUACCCCGGUCUCUGGUUAAGUUGAGUGAGCAAUAUGGACCGGUGUAUAUGUUUUACCUGGGUCGCCAACCGAUCGUCAUGCUCAUUGGGUACGAAGCCGUAAAAGAGGCCCUUAUAGAUCAUGGCGAUGCAUUCAGUGACAGGGGGACCAUGGAGCUGACUGAAUUCAUGGUCCAGGACUAUGGGAUUGUCUCGAGCAACGGGGAGAGGUGGAAGGUCAUGCGCAGAUUCUCUCUUAUGACCUUGAGGAAUUUCGGAAUGGGGAAGAGGAGCAUCGAGGAGAGAAUACAAGAGGAGUCGCAGUGCCUCGCGGAAGCAUUUCAAAAAUACAAGGAUUCCUCUUUUGACCCUGUACGUCUUCUGGGACAGGCCGUCUCCAACAUCAUCUGCUCCGUUGUCUUUGGAGAAAGGUUUGAGUACGAAGAUAAGAUUUUUGCGACUCUCCUCUCAAACCUGAGAGAAAUCUUUGAAUCGGCAAACACAACGUCUGGCCAGCUCCUCAAUAUUUUCCCAAGGGUACUGCAGUGGAUUCCUGGUCCUCACCAGAAAGUACUCAAAGGUUUUAUAAAACUGAAGCAGCAUGUGUCGGACUCUGUGAAAUCGCACCAAGAGACAGCGGACAUCAACUACCCACGAGACUUCAUAGAUUGUUUCCUCGCACGGAUGGAGGAGGAAAAGAAUAAUCCCAAAACUGAAUUUCGCAAUGAGAACUUGGUGGCAGCGGUAGUGGACCUUUUUUUUGCCGGGACAGAGACCACAAGUUUGACCCUGAGAUACGGCUUCCUGAUUCUUCUUAAGUAUCCAGAGAUACAAGGGAAAAUCCACAAGGAGAUUGACCAAGUCAUUGGCCAAGAUCGCUGUCCAUCAGUGGAGGAUCGGAGUAAAAUGCCCUAUACAGAUGCUGUGAUCCACGAAAUUCAGAGAUUUGCUGACAUUCUCCCUGCCGGACUGCCGCAUGCAGCCAGCAGAGACACGACCUUCAGAGGUUAUCACAUCCCCAAGGGCACCAUCAUACUCCCAGUUCUGACUUCAGUUCUAAAAGACCCCAAAUAUUUUAAAAACCCUGAAAAGUUUGAUCCUGGUCGCUUUCUGGAUGAGAAUGGACGGUUUAAAAAGAAUGACGCUUUCAUGCCAUUUUCAGCAGGUAAACGUAUGUGCGCGGGGGAAGGGCUGGCUCGUAUGGAGCUCUUCCUCUUCCUCACCACCAUCUUACAAAAGUUCACCCUGAAGCCAACAGUGAAGAUAGAAGACAUUGAGAUCACCGCAGAGCCGAACAGCAAUGGUUCGAGGCCACGUCGCUACCAGAUGUACGCCGAGCCACGAUGAAAUAGAUUAACCCAGAACACAAUAUAGCAAAUCUCGAAAGCAGUUAAAAAUGAAAUGAAAUUUGCGGGUUUCUCAUACCAAGCCUUGAAUUUGAAUCCCAGCCUUCUUCUUGCCUUCUUCAUUGUCCUUUGAAGUUCACAUCACAUGUUACUGUCAAGCAAUGAGAUAGCCUUGCAUUUAAAAAAUAUGAUAAACAUAGAGGAAAGCUGGAUAUUUAUCCUUUGCCUCACAAUAUCAAUGGAAUGGGGCUAUUAAACUAACCGUGAAGAUACAUGCUGCUAAAAAAAAAAAAAAAAAAAACAUUAUCGUUGUUGCUAUAUCCUCUAACAAUUUAAGUAGAUUUUAAUAAGCAGGUCUCUAACCUGAAAUAAUAGAAAUACACAGAAUAAUAGAAAAUGAAAAAAGAAA